GUCCACAUUCAUUUGUUUCAAUAAAUUAUAUAAUUAGGGCACAUAAUAGGAGUUCUUCACAUUUGUAUUUUGAGUUAACAAUGGCAGUAGAGAAAUCUGAGGAAGAAUGGCGUGCUGUUCUAUCUCCUGAGCAGUUUCGGAUCCUCCGUCAGAAAGGAACUGAGCUGAAGGGAACUGGUGAAUAUGACAAGUUUUAUGAUGAAGGGAUGUAUAAUUGUGCUGGUUGUGGAACUCCAUUGUAUAAAUCCUCAACCAAAUUUGACUCUGGCUGUGGUUGGCCUGCUUUCUUUGAGGGUCUUCCGGGGACAAUAAAUCGCUCUCCAGAUCCAGAUGGAAGGAGGACGGAGAUCACAUGUGCUGCUUGUGGUGGACAUCUUGGUCAUGUUUUCAAAGGAGAAGGUCACAAGACACCCACAGAUGAACGCCACUGUGUGAACAGCGUUUCUGUCAAGUUUAUCCCUGCGAAUACCUCAUCUGUUUUACUCUGAAACUCCUUUAUUUGUAAUGGUGUCAUUUUCACCUACCUUAAGACUUGGGCAAAUGAUUUCAAUUUCAAUAGCCAUUAUGUUGUAAGGAAGCCAUGAAUAUUUUUGGCCAAAUUAAAUGCUGAAGCAAAUCUUUGUGAACAUGUUUAUGUUUGUUCAAA
This is a messenger RNA of Solanum tuberosum (potato), 646 nucleotides long. RefSeq names its product peptide methionine sulfoxide reductase B5-like. Bases 81 to 488 code for a protein of 135 amino acids. NCBI's taxonomy places the organism in Eukaryota, Viridiplantae, Streptophyta, Magnoliopsida, Solanales, Solanaceae. The transcript is spliced from 3 exons. The record is from RefSeq and is a predicted model, not a curated record. Gene Ontology annotation, molecular function: peptide-methionine (R)-S-oxide reductase activity. Gene Ontology annotation, biological process: protein repair; response to oxidative stress.